UGAGGUUUUUACUUUCCACUUUUUUCUGGACAAGCAAGUCAUCAUUCCUAACUACUCCACCGACCUCAUUACAGUUACCUGUUAAACCCCCACGGGCCCCAACUCUCUCUCUCUCUCUCUCUCUCUCUCCCUCUCUCCUCCUUACAUUACAUAAUUACCGAAAGAUCAAUCACUUUGUGGGAAUUUGGAAGUCCUUCGUCCUCCCGAGAGAUUGUGAAAAUGGCAGAGGAGGGAGCGGGAGCGGGGGCGGGAGGGAGUGAAGUAGUACUCUCUGCUCCGCCAACUCCAAUUCGCCGCGUUCUUCUGAUCUCCGCCGGUGCCAGUCACUCUGUUGCUCUUCUCUCUGAAAAUGUGUUUUGCUCCUGGGGACGAGGAGAGGAUGGGCAGUUAGGCCAUGGUGAUGCCGAGGACCGACUUUUACCUACGCAUUUAAGCGCAUUGGACGGCCAUGAAAUAGUGUCUAUUACUUGUGGAGCUGAUCAUACAAUUGCUUACUCCAACUCUCGUUCGGAAGUUUAUAGUUGGGGAUGGGGUGACUUUGGGAGAUUGGGUCAUGGUAAUUCUAGUGACUUGUUUACACCUCAGCCAAUAAAAGCAUUACAUGGUAUUAAGAUAAGGCAAAUUGCUUGCGGGGAUAGUCAUUGUUUGGCAGUGACGAUGGAAGGUGAGGUGCAAAGUUGGGGGCGAAAUCAAAAUGGUCAGCUUGGUCUUGGUACCACUGAAGACUCUCUUGUACCACAGAAAAUUCAAGCGUUUCAGGGGUUAUCUGUCAAAAUGGUUGCUGCUGGUGCUGAACAUACUGCAGCUGUCACAGAAGAUGGGUCGCUCUAUGGGUGGGGCUGGGGCCGAUAUGGAAACUUGGGCCUAGGUGAUAGGAACGAUCGCAUGGUUCCGGAGAGGGUUUCUAUGGUUAAUAGUGAGAAGAUGGUUAUGGUUGCGUGUGGGUGGAGGCACACGAUAUCUGUUUCCUCAUCGGGUCGAUUGUACACAUAUGGUUGGAGCAAAUAUGGUCAACUGGGACAUGGGGAUUUUGAGGAUCACCUUGUUCCUCACGAGCUAGAAGCCUUGAGUGACAAAUUUAUUUGUGAGACAGCUGGUGGUUGGAGGCAUACCAUGGCACUCACAUCUGACGGAAUACUCUAUGGCUGGGGUUGGAAUAAGCAAGUCAGUUCCUCAUUUCCCUUGGGGUUCGUUACUUGCCUUUUUCUAUUUCAUGGACAGUUUGGACAAGUUGGAGUGGGUGACAACAUCGAUCACUGUUCUCCUGUGCAAGUUGAAUUUCCAAAUGAGCAGAAAGUAGUUAAAAUAUCUUGUGGAUGGAGACACACACUUGCUGUUACUGAAAGACAAAAUGUGUUCUCCUGGGGGAGAGGCACAAAUGGACAGCUUGGGCAUGGGGAAUCUGUUGAUCGGAACGUUCCAAAGAUUAUCGAGUCUUUGAGUGUUGAUGGAUCUACCGGGCAACAAAUAGAAUCUUCAAAAGUUGAUCCAUCUACAGGGAAAACUUGGGUGUCACCAUCGGUGAGAUAUGCAGUUGUUCCUGAUGAAACUGUUCGAGGGCAAGCAUCUACUUCAGUCGGGGGUAAUGGGAAUGAUGCAAGUGUUCCUGAAUCCGACGUCAAACGCACACGGUUUUGACCAUCUUUGGGAACGUACGCGAGUCUGUGAAAUGAAUGAAGACACAAGGACGACCUGCCCUACUGGCUUAUAAAUUCCGGAAAUGCUGUAAGCGAUCGAACCAGUCGACCGCAUUAGUAACAUGUACCCUCAUCUCCCCUGGUUUUAAAUUACUGCACCUUUGGAAAGACAAUGCAUGUAUUCCUCCGGUCUUACGUAUUAUGUAGACAGAAUACCAAACAACCCAGCUGGGUUUAACAGUUUUUGUUUGAGGAGGGCAUCGGCAUCCUAAUCUUAUGGUGAUUUGUUUCCACUCU
Malus domestica (apple) is the source of this 1934-nucleotide messenger RNA. RefSeq names its product ultraviolet-B receptor UVR8. NCBI's taxonomy places the organism in Eukaryota, Viridiplantae, Streptophyta, Magnoliopsida, Rosales, Rosaceae. The record is from RefSeq and is a predicted model, not a curated record.